Toxorhynchites rutilus septentrionalis is the source of this 1623-nucleotide messenger RNA. RefSeq names its product tumor susceptibility gene 101 protein (gene TSG101). The transcript has 6 exons. Gene Ontology annotation, cellular component: ESCRT I complex. The record is from RefSeq and is a predicted model, not a curated record. Gene Ontology annotation, biological process: protein modification process; protein transport; endosome to lysosome transport. NCBI's taxonomy places the organism in Eukaryota, Metazoa, Arthropoda, Insecta, Diptera, Culicidae. Bases 133 to 1326 code for a protein of 397 amino acids. Gene Ontology annotation, molecular function: ubiquitin binding.
GUCAUUAUUCUUCGAGCUGUCUGUGCUCGGAAUUUACCAGUUUCCAUCGCUCUGUGAAAACUUGUUAUUUUUUACAUUUUAACCAUACUAGUGAUUUUGAUAAAAAAUAGGAAAUAGUUACGGUUCAUUGCGAUGUCGAAGAUGGAAGAGAUUAGCCGUAUGCUGGGUAAUUACAUAGAUCCGACCGCUACCAAGAAGGAUGUUAUUGAAUGUUUGAAAAGAUAUAAAGCUCUCACUUAUCGCUACGAAGAGUAUGUGUUCAAUGAUGGUACCAUAAAACAACUGCUAAAUCUGCAGGGAACGAUUCCGGUGCGAUACAAAGGCAACACGUACCACAUUCCCAUCUGCAUUUGGCUCCUGGAUACCCACCCUAAAUAUGCACCGAUUUGCUACGUCAAACCAACGUCCGACAUGAACAUCAAGGUUUCGAUAUAUGUGGACCAAAACGGGAAGAUAUAUCUGCCCUAUCUACACGACUGGCACGAUGGACGGUCCGAUCUGCUCGGUUUGAUCAAGGUGAUGAUUACGACCUUUGGCGAGUUCCCACCGGUUUAUGCGAAACCAAAAGAGCAGACGCCUGCCUAUCCAACUCAAACAUUCAUGCCUCAACCACCAACUAGUGGCCAGAGUAAAUACUGCCCCUACCCAACGCAACAACAACAACAGUUCCCGCCUUACCCACCGGCACCGUUGAGUUACAGUGGUUACGGACAACCGGGUGCUGGUAGCAGCUAUCCACCGUACAUGCCACCAGGAAUGCCGACCACUUCCGGUUACAACGCAGGCUAUGUAAACCCUUCGUCGGGACAAGGAACAGGAACCAUCACCGAGGAACACAUAAAGGCCUCGCUGGUUAGCGCGGUGGAAGAUAAAUUGAAGCGACGCAUCCAGGAGAAGGUUAACCAAUGCCAGGCGGAAAUCCAAACCCUAAAACGCACUGCGCAAGAACUAAACGAGGGUCAAACGAAAAUCAACGAUAUCCUUAGCCGGCUGGAGCGUGAUGAACAGGAAAUGACGAAAAGCAUUUCGGUACUGCAGGAUAAGGAGCAGGAGCUGGAUAGAGCACUCGAGGCGUUGGAACAAGCGGAUGAGAUCGACGUGGAUGAGGCUGUCAUUACCACUGCCCCCUUGUACAAACAAUUAUUGAAUGCUUACGCUGAAGAAGCAGCUAUCGAAGAUGCCGUCUACUUCAUGGGUGAAGCGCUACGCAGCGGCGUGAUCGAUCUGGAGGUGUUCUUGAAGCAUGUGCGUCAACUAUCGCGGAAGCAGUUCAUGUUACGUGCUUUGAUGCAAAAGUGCAGGCAGAAGGCAGGCCUUCCGGCCUAAUAACAGAUUGUGGUUGUGUCAUUUCGAAGCGCGCGUUGAGUCCUACAUCUUAUAAAGGCUGUAAGCACUAUUCGCCAAACACGUUGAUAGACUCAACGAGUACUGUGGAUAGUAUUUUGUGUAUCGCGUUGGCACUAUCCAACACUCGAGAAAGAAUGUUCAUUUUAUCAUCGCUAAAAUUAUGCUUUAAAGGUUUGUUUCAAGAUUCGUAUGUGCACUGCUCAUCCGUUGGUUGAAUAUACGAUAUUAUAUAUAAAUAUGAAAAGAAGAAUCGGAAAUUGUGAGAAAGCCAAGCCU